Messenger RNA from Solanum tuberosum (potato), 2082 nucleotides. RefSeq lists its product as uncharacterized. Bases 692 to 1615 code for a protein of 307 amino acids. Lineage: Eukaryota; Viridiplantae; Streptophyta; Magnoliopsida; Solanales; Solanaceae. The record is from RefSeq and is a predicted model, not a curated record. The transcript is spliced from 6 exons.
GCUUGCUUGCUUGUUUGUUUUCUUCGCGUGAUGCAAACGUCUUCACUAUAACUUUUCUCCUCAUUUUCUAUCUUUUCUCUCUCAUACAUUACGCUAAACUUGCUUUUGUUUCUGUGAUUCUGUUUUGCUUUUUACAGAGCACGUCGUUUUCCAAUUCUUGUAUACUCUGUUUGUUUGUUUUUGCUUUCUGGGUCGGUUUUAUUUUCAUUUGGUUUUCAAGACAAGUCUCUUUUUUCUCUAAUGGGUUUGUGUUUUCUUUAAGUUUAAUUAACUCUUUCUUUGAGGGGUUUAUACUGUUUCUGGGUUUUGACUGUAAAAAGAGAAAAUUACGCCGGAAUUAUUGGGUUUUGCGGUGACCGGAAAAAGAUUGAAAAUUGAAGGAAAAAAUAGACUUUUUGUUUUCUUUUUCUGUAUUUUUAUAUAAUAUAGUUGUCCAAACGUCAAAAAAAUAUAUUUUUUUUCACCUUGUAUAUAGACCGAGUAAUAUUCUCCUCUUAUUCACAAAUCCCGUCAUUUUCUCUCUUUCUUUCUCUCUCCCUCUCUCUGUUUUUUUCCCCAUUUCUACUCUGUGUUUUUUUUUUCCUUUCUCUUCUCCUCUGUUUCUUUGGGUGUCUAGAGAGAGAAAUAGUUUCUUCAAUCUCUUUCUCUCUCUUUCUCUCUGUGUGUUUGUGGUUGUUGAAUAAUCAUAUCAAUGGAAAAGGGGUCAUUGCAAUCAAACCUUGAUUGUUUCUUGGAAUGCACAACACCAUUAGUCCCUUCACAGUUUUUGCCUCAGAGUGAGAUUAGAAAUCUAAAUAUGCUAUGGCAUCCAUGGGAAAGAGAAAAGGUUGAAUACUUUACUUUGGGUGAUCUUUGGAAUUGUUAUGAUGAAUGGAGUGCUUAUGGUGCUGGAGUUCCUAUUAAAACAGAUUCAGCAGAAACAUUAGUACAAUAUUAUGUCCCUUAUCUUUCUGCUAUUCAAAUCUUUAUCAGCAGAUCAUCUGUUAAUUUUCUCAGGGAAGAGACAGAAUCGAGGGAUUCAUCGUUCAGUGAUUCGUUUAGUGAUGAGAGUGAAAGCGAAAAGUUGUCAAGAUGGGAUGGAUGUUCGUCUGAGGAAGGUGAUAGUCUUUGGCAUAUGAAUGAUAGAUGGGGUUAUCUCUAUUUUCAGUACUUUGAGAGAUCAACUCCUUAUGGAAGAGUCCCUUUGAUGGACAAGAUCAGUGGUUUCGCUGAAAGAUACCCUGGAUUAAUGUCAUUGAAAAGUGUAGACCUUUCACCAGCUAGUUGGAUGUCAGUUGCUUGGUAUCCGAUAUAUCACAUUCCUAUGGGAAGAACCAUUAAAGACUUGUCAGCAUGCUUUCUCACAUUCCAUACACUUUCUUCUUCUUUUCAAGAUAUGGACCUUGAUGAUGACAUGGAGAAUGGUAAACAAAAACGAAAGGAAGGAGAAAGUAUCCCCCUUGUGCCUUUCGGCUUGGGCACUUACAAAAUGCAGGGAGAUGUGUGGCUUUCAGACAGGAGUGGGAAGGACCAAGAGAGGCUGUCAACACUUUUUAGUGUGGCUGAUUCUUGGCUAAAGCAGUUGGGUGUCCAGCACCACGACUUUAACUAUUUCAUGGGUGUUCGUCGUGGCUGAUCACAUCUCAAAUGAAUGAAUUCGCGCUUUAUAAAACCCCACCAACGGGGCUGAGUACUACUGGAGUUCCUUUUAUUAACAUAGGCUCUCUGAGGUGUUUCUGGUUUGUUGCUUUCGGUAGCAUGAACAGCCUUAGAACUCCCUCCUAUAUAAAGGCAUUAGUAUUUUACGCGUUGUUCUUCGAAUCCUUAGCUUGAGCUUUCUGUGACUUGCUUUUUUUUGUAUGUAUAGGGAGAGGACUAAUUGUGUAGGACUUCCAUCUUUCCAUGACUCUUAUCAUGACCCCCUAGUACUUUGUGAGCAAUACUUUGCUCCUUCUUUUGUAUAAAUUCUGAAGUACCUUUUUUGGUGUUGCAUUUGUGCUUUUUCCUUGUAUAAUAUAUAUGUUCAUGUAAAUAGUUCAUCUUUCAAUAGUAAAGAAUUUCCUGUACAAGUACAAAAAAUAGAGUUGUUGUGUUCACAUUGAA